This is a messenger RNA of Ostrea edulis (European flat oyster), 426 nucleotides long. RefSeq lists its product as uncharacterized. The annotation marks the transcript as partial. NCBI's taxonomy places the organism in Eukaryota, Metazoa, Mollusca, Bivalvia, Ostreida, Ostreidae. The transcript has 3 exons. The record is from RefSeq and is a predicted model, not a curated record.
UCUGAUUGGCAAGCAUUACUCCGCGUAUGUGUGGAUCUUCCUUCUCUGAAGGAGGACCACACAUUCAUAAUUUCCACUUCAUGGAGCGGAGUCAGCGACACGAAAAAGGCCAUGGAACUAAUGUACCCCAACAAAGGCACAACCGUUGUUGUAUAUUACAACAAAAAGAGUAACUGCAUCCAGCCCUUUGUGUGUCUUUCUUCUAGCAAGAGUAAGGUCAAAACUUUGACAACAUUUGUAGAAGGGCCCACAAAGACAGCCUUCUUCGAAAAGUUAUUUUCCCAGGUCAACAAAAAGGGAAAUAUUCUUGUUCUGCACUGUGGAAAAGGAGAAGCCCUACAAGCAGGACUGAAGAAGGGCUUCAAUGUUGUUGGAGUAGAUGGCAAAAAUGACAUGAUCAGAUCCUGCAACAGACUUCUUUAUUAG